UUGGAAAUUUUAGAUUGGGAGUCGUCCCUGUGAUUCCAGCUAUGGGUUCCUCCGCAUCUACUCCUGCUGCUGCAGCAAACACCCCAAAUGCUUCAGAUCAUCAGCCACCUUCACGGCCUUCAGGAUGCCCAAUGCAUGAGAGGCAAAAGAAAGACUGUCCAGUGACUGCAGUAGCAUCUGAUCCAACCAGUGAGAGCAAAGCACACUCUGCACCUGCCCACCAAGAUCGGGCCUAUGAGUACGUGGAAUGCCCUGUUACUGGUGCUGCAACAAAGGAUAAGGAGAACCUUGAUCCUUCAAAUCUGAUGCCACCACCUAAUCAGACUCCAUCCCCAGAUCAGCCAUUUGCUUUGUCUACCUCAAGAGAGGAGUCAUCUAUUCCAAGAGCAGACUCUGAGAAAAAGUGGGUUUACCCUUCUGAACAGAUGUUCUGGAAUGCCAUGCUACGGAAAGGGUGGAAGUGGAAGGAUGAUGAUAUUAGUCAGAAAGAUAUGUAUAAUAUCAUUAGAAUUCACAAUCAGAAUAAUGAGCAAGCUUGGAGGGAGAUUUUGAAGUGGGAAGCUCUUCAUGCUCGUGAGUGUCCUUGUGGCCCAUCAUUGGUCCGAUUUGGAGGCAAAGCCAGAAAAUAUUCACCAAGGGCAAGAAUUCGUUCCUGGAUGGGGUAUGAGUUGCCUUUCGACAGACACGACUGGAUCAUCAACCGUUGUGGCACAGAAGUUAGGUAUGUGAUUGAUUACUAUGAUGGCGGCGAGGUCAACAAGGACUACCAGUUCACCAUCCUGGAUGUGCGUCCUGCCUUAGAUUCAUUCUCAGCAGUAUGGGACAGAAUGAAGGUGGCGUGGUGGCGCUGGACUUCGUAAACACGAAUUUGUUUGUUAUGAAAAAACUGAAAAUAUUUUUUGAGAAAGAUGUUAAACUAUUUUCCCCAAACUAAAUGCACUCAUAAUGUUACCAAGGGUGCUUUUCAAGUGUGUAAUCAAACUUGAUCUUUCAUGCAAAGAUGCAAUGUUCCAUUAAAUUUUGAGUCACAUUUUCCAUUGCAGUUGAAAAUGUGCAUUUAAAUUUUUAAAUUUAAUUUUUUCCCGUUUGGUAUAAGUGGGGAAUGGUCCCUUAGUUUUCCCACUAACUGCAGUAUUUCAUGUUAUUUUCUAUAGACAGUAUGGAAAAGGAGCUUUUAAAAAAGCAUAGGAAGCUGUUUUUAUCCUUACUGUUUUCUCAGGAGUAUUUGAAAGUGUGAUGAUUUUACCUGCCAAAUAUUUUAAACAUACUCAUUAUAAAAGAAGCACUUAACCUUUGUUUUAAAAGUAACCAAUAUUUCUUAAACUCCUAUAGUCUAAGUAGCAACCCUGAACAAAAUGCAAAUGUAUAUUCUGAAUGUACUCUGCAAGACUAAGACAUGUCACUAAGACAUGUGCUAGUGUAUUUUUCAGAUUUGAACUUGAUAGAAGUUUCAGCUCGAUGAUACAUGCAAAUUUCAAAAUAUUUUGCUUCUCAUUCCUGUUCUAAUUUGUAAAUAACCAUUAAUGAAAAGUUGGUCUCACUGUCCGUGAAAGUUGACAAGUUAUCUUGUUAUUACAUCACAUCCCAGUCCAUUCUCCUACCAAGAGCUUGCACACAGUAGCCUAAUGUAAACAUUGAAAGCCUGGCCCGAGUCACAGGGUCAUCAGUGUCCCUUUGAAAAAUAAGAUUAUAUUGGCUAAGUGUUAGAAUUCAUAAAAGGUGUUUUUUUCUUAGAUGUGGAAUAUUUGCAUCAAUUCACCAUUAGUUUUGUGUUUGUUUUAAGCAAGCAGUAAAUUUGCUGCUGAAAAGUGGUUGUUUUAGUUAUAAUUAUAGCAGCAUGUUAGAAAUGACUUGUUUUUUUAAGCGUUGAUACAGUGAAAAUUUUUAAUUUAUCCUAAAUACUGUCGUGUUAAAUUAAUGGAUGGAGUUGGUGUCUUUGAGUUACUAAUUUGAUGUAGAUUUCUUUCUUGUGUGAUGCUUCAAAAACCCAACAUUUAAAAAUAUUUGUAUUUUUUAAAUAAAGUUGACAGUAAAAAGGUUCUGAAACUGCUCA
Messenger RNA from Cricetulus griseus (Chinese hamster), 2053 nucleotides. The record is from RefSeq and is a predicted model, not a curated record. Lineage: Eukaryota; Metazoa; Chordata; Mammalia; Rodentia; Cricetidae.